UCUGAACAAAUAGGAAAAGCUCUGGGCGCACAGCACAGCUUGAGAGGUCUGGACAGCGCCGCAACUACACUGCCACUCAAAGUCGCACUUGGACACGCAAAAAAGAAGACUUCUGCGCCUGAAGAUGCCCCUUUCAAGCAGCUCCACGUCCUCCACGAAGAGCAUCCGCAGAGCAGCGUCAGAGCUGGAGAGGUCCGACUCCAUCACGUCAAGGUUUCUCGGUAGGCGGCAAAGCUUGAUCGAGGACGCGCGCAAGGACCGGGAAGCCGCCGCAGCAGCGGCAGAGGCGGCAGAGGCCAGUGAGCUCAUCGUGUUCGAGGAGGACAACGGAAAAGCCCUGCUCAACAUCUUCUUCACUUUAAGGAGCUCCAAGACACCUGCACUGUCGCGGACACUCAAGGUUUUUGAGACAUUCGAAGCUAAGAUUCGACAUUUGGAGACGCGACCGGGCCGGAAGCUAAAGGACAGCCUGGAAGGCCUGGAGUACUUCGUCCGCUGUGAGGUGCACCUAUCAGACGUCAUAUCUCAUAGUCCAACAAGAGGAAAAGCAGAGGACGUUUUUGACAAAUGUCAUCAUCUGGUCACAAAAUUUGAUCCAGACUUGGAUCAAGACCAUCCUGUAAGUAACCACUUUUCCCAGUAUGAGGAGAAAGCCCUCUGUCUGCUGGAAAGGCAUUGUGGGUACAGUCCAGACAACAUUCCCCAGUUGGAAGACGUGUCAGCUUCCUUAAAAGGGGAAGACGGAAAAGAAACAAUGAAAAAACUCCCGGGUUCCUUCGCGUCCAGUGGCAGGUUGCCCUCACUAGAGAAAUUUUCCCGGCCCUUUGGCAUUUGGGGGGUUCCAGUGCACCCAGGACCAGAAAUCCUCCCCCCCUACAUCCCGGAGCCCGACUGUGUCCAUGAACUGCUGGGCCACGUCCCCAUGCUGGCCGACCGCACCUUUGCCCAGUUUUCACAGAGUCUUGGUCUGGCAUCACUUGGAGCUUCAGAUGAAGAUAUUGAGAAACUGUCCACACUGUACUGGUUCACUGUGGAGUAUGGCUUGUGUAAGCAGAAUGGUGAGGUGAAGGCUUACGGAGCUGGACUGCUCUCCUCUUACGGAGAGCUUGUGCACUCGCUGUCUGAUGAACCAGAGACCAGGGAGUUUGAACCAGAGGCUGCGGCACUGCAGAGCUAUCAAGACCAGACGUACCAGCCGGUCUACUUCGUUUCGGAGAGUUUUGCAGACGCCAAGGAGAAAUUCAGGAGGUACGUGGCCGGCAUCAAGCGUCCCUUCUCCGUGAGGUUCGACCCGUACACCAGCAGCGUCGAGGUUCUGGACAACCCGCUGAAGAUCCAAGGGGGCCUGGAGGGCGUGAAGGACGAGCUCAAGAUGCUGACAGAUGCCCUCAGCGUUCUGUCCUGAUGAUGCCCCCCCCCCCCCGUUCCCCCUGCCGUCGUCUGCUUCCCUCUCCGCCGCUCUCGGAGGCGUCCGGCGUGUCGUCGAGACCAGUGUGAUCAUCUUUCUGUGCCGUACCUCCAGUAUGAUGCUCUUCCGACAAGGUUGCAACCAUUGAAAACCUAAAAACACAGCGCGUGCGGGCAAAGUUUAGAGGUUUAAUAUCUCGCUGGAUAUGGAUCCAUUUGUGAAAUAAUAAGGUUUUACAGACCGUUCAUGCUUUUAAAGCAAAGUGUGUUGUUGUCAAAUGCUGAACCAAAAUCCAAGGGAACUGUGGUAAUGAAUGUAUAAAAUCAAACUAAAUGGGUAUAGUAUAAUUAUUUUAAAAUCCAAAAAAACUAAUUAUAAAAUACAUAUUAAAGGGUAUAUAUAUUUAAACCAGUUAUUUUAAUUAGAGUAAUGAUGUAUCUUUGGUGUGUUAAAGGCUUUCCUUUCCAGAUAUGUGAAUUCAGUAUUUUAUUAUUACCUCUAAAGUUGCUGAUUUACAGUUUUCAUGGUCUUUUUUGUCUUGCAGUGUAUGCACAUGAUA
Molecule: messenger RNA, 1967 nt
Organism: Etheostoma spectabile (orangethroat darter)
Lineage: Eukaryota; Metazoa; Chordata; Actinopteri; Perciformes; Percidae
Gene: th
Product: tyrosine hydroxylase
Exons: 12
Coding region: 125-1405 (426 amino acids)
Biological process (GO): dopamine biosynthetic process from tyrosine
Cellular component (GO): perikaryon; cytoplasm; axon
Molecular function (GO): iron ion binding; tyrosine 3-monooxygenase activity
Source: RefSeq, a predicted model, not a curated record